CUCCGUGGCCCCUCAGCGGGUCGCGACUUCUCGCGAGAAGAAGAGCGGGAGGCGGGGCUGCGGAGCCGGGGGCGGGGCCAGCGAGGGGCGGCCGCGGGAGGGUCCGCGGGUCUGGAGGCGGCGGCGGCGCCAGCUCCCGAGUCGGCGCCCAUGACGCUGGAGUGAGGCCGCGGGCCCGCCGUUGGGGCAGGAUGACCAAGGCACGGCUGUUCCGCCUGUGGCUGGCGCUGGGCUCCGUGUUCAUGAUCCUGCUGAUCAUCGUGUACUGGGACAGCGUGGGCACCGCCCACUUCUACCUGCACACGGCCCUGUCCCCGCCACACCCGCCCGGGCCGCCCCCCAGCCCCGGGCAGGCCCUCCCGUCGGACGUGGACGAGUUCCUGGAGAAGCUGCUGGGCGCCGGUCCGAAGAGAAAGACGGAGCCGCCCCCACCGGCCCCCGGCAGACCCGCGCCGGGCGGCCUGGAGGGCGGCCUGGAGGAGAGCGUGCGGGGCUACGACUGGUCCAGCCGCGCCCCGCCCGGCCCCGAGCCCGACGAGCAGGCUGCGCGCAGGAGCCUGCUGCGGGACUUCUGCGCCAACGCCAGCUUCGCCUUCCCCGCCAAGGAGCGCUCCUUCGACGACAUCCCCAACUACGAGCUGAACCACCUCAUCGUGGACGACCGCCACGGCGUCAUCUACUGCUACGUGCCCAAGGCGGCCUGCACCAACUGGAAGCGCGUCAUGAUCGUGCUCAGCGGCAGCCGCCUGGGCCGCGGCGCGCCCUACCGCGACCCCCUCGCCAUCCCCCGCGAGUUCGUGCACAACUCCAGCACGCACCUGACCUUCAGCAAGUUCUGGCGCCGCUACGGGAAGCUGUCGCGCCACCUCAUGAAGGUCAGGCUGAGGAAGUACACCAAGUUCCUGUUCGUGCGCGACCCCUUCGUGCGCCUCAUCUCCGCCUUCCGCAGCAAGUUCGAGCUGGAGAACGAGGAGUUCUACCGCCGCUUCGCCGUGCCCAUGCUCCGCGCCUACGCCAACCGCACCAGCCCGCCCGCCUCCGUGCGCGAGGCCUUCGGCGCCGGCCUCCGCGUGUCCUUCGCCAACUUCAUCCAGUACCUGCUGGACCCGCGCACCGAGCGGCUGGCGCCCUUCAACGAGCACUGGCGGCAGGUGCACCGGCUCUGCCACCCCUGCCAGAUCGAGUACGACUUCGUGGGCAAGCUGGAGACGCUGGACCGGGACGCCGCGCAGCUGCUGCGGCUGCUCGGCGUGGACCGGCGGCUGCACUUCCCGCCCAGCUACCGGAACCGCACGGCCAGCAGCUGGGAGGAGGGCUGGUUCGCCCAGAUCCCGCUGGCCUGGCGGCAGCAGCUGUACAAGCUCUACGAGGCCGACUUCGUGCUCUUCGGCUACCCCAAGCCCGAGAGCCUGCUGAGGGACUGAGCCCGCGCCGGCCGGCCGCCGAGGACAGACCCGGGACGGUCGGACGUGGGACGGUCAGACCCGGGACGGUCAGACGCGGGACGGCUGCUGCGCCUCGCCAUCCCGGGGACGGAGCCGGGCUGCACCGCCCCUUCUGUGGCCUCGUGUCCCCCAGCCUCCGGGCAGAGAAGCCCACGGUGUCGGUCGCGGGGCAGCUGGGGGCCCCACACCAGUUUUUAAAGUGACCUGCGAUUCUGGGCUCAGACUUGCUGUUCACUCCGCGGCCUGUGUUCAGCCAGAACUGUGUUAAUAGUGUUUUUUAAGAUUAAUAUAUUUCAGAUAUUUAAUAGGAGACGGGAGGAGGGAAGAAGGGAGUAAAUUCUACG
Molecule: messenger RNA, 1789 nt
Organism: Eptesicus fuscus (big brown bat)
Lineage: Eukaryota; Metazoa; Chordata; Mammalia; Chiroptera; Vespertilionidae
Gene: CHST12
Product: carbohydrate sulfotransferase 12
Exons: 2
Coding region: 192-1424 (410 amino acids)
Biological process (GO): proteoglycan biosynthetic process; carbohydrate biosynthetic process
Cellular component (GO): membrane
Molecular function (GO): sulfotransferase activity
Source: RefSeq, a predicted model, not a curated record